AUGUCCACCCCAAUGGAAGUUCUCGAAAACCAACUCCGCAACUUCGUCCUAACAGAUGGAGAAGGUCGACGCGCGGAGAAUCCAAUCGUGGUCUUGCAAGAGGAAAACCAACAACUUCGUCAGCUACUGGAAAUCUCCCAGCAACAGGUAGCGUCUCUGGAGGAAAAUCUGAAGAAGAUGACUGGUGAGAAGACUGAACUCGAUUCACUCAAAGUCCAGAUCGAGGACUCUCUACACUUGGAAAUCCAAAACAACGAAAUAGCACGCACGGCGAUUGAAAAUCUGCAGGGACAAGUCGUCUGGCUAUCCACCCAACUACAAGAGAUUCAUUACCGGUUAUUGCCGAACCAGUGA
Caenorhabditis remanei is the source of this 354-nucleotide messenger RNA. RefSeq lists its product as uncharacterized. Bases 1 to 354 code for a protein of 117 amino acids. NCBI's taxonomy places the organism in Eukaryota, Metazoa, Nematoda, Chromadorea, Rhabditida, Rhabditidae. The transcript has 5 exons. The record is from RefSeq and is a predicted model, not a curated record.